AUGCAUGUUUCUCAUUGUAUUCGAACCCUGCGUGGUCUCCCUAGUGGUGCUCUAGAAGUGGACUCGUUCAGGAUGAUGGUAGCCUACUACUCUCUGUCUUCCCUGGAUCUUCUGUCAUCGUUGGAUACAAAGGUGAAGGCAGACGAAAAGGAAGACUGGAAGAGUUGGAUCUGGAAGCAGUAUAUCGCGGAUGAGCAUAUCGCUGGUUUUCGAGGGAGCUCAUUUCUCACCGGUCCAUCAGCGUCUGCAAAGGAACCGCCUCAUAUACUCAUGACGUAUACUGCACUUCUUUCGCUUGCUAUCUUGCGAGACGACUUCUGUCGGCUCGAUCGGCGCCGUGUCCUUGCCUUUCUAGAACGAACACAACUUCCGGAUGGCAGUUUUGAACCAUGGCCUGGCAGCGAGGAAGGUGGAGACAUUCGUAUCAUCUAUGCUGCCCUCGCAACUUGCAGUAUGUUGAAUAGUUGGGAUGGCAUCGAUUUGGACAAAGCUGUUGCUUAUGUCAAAGCUUGUCGGGUUCAGGAUGGCAGCUAUGGGCAAACUCCACAUGCCGAGGCGAACGGUGGCGCCACCUAUUGUGCUGUCGCCGCUCUCAACCUGGCAUCGCAUCCACUGCAAGGGGAAGAACGGGACCGCACCGUUCGAUGGUUAGUCCACAGACAAAGGGGUGGAUUUCAAGGUCGGAUAGAGAAGGAGCAGGACGCAUGCUAUAGCUUCUGGUGUGGAGCGGCACUUACACUUCUUGGAUGUGCAGACUUCGUUGAUCGAGACGCCAAUGCGGAAUUCUUGAUGCGGUGCCAAUUCAAGCUCGGUGGAUUUGCCAAAGCUGCAGGCGAGUUUUCAGAUCCCCUCCACACUUACUUGAGCAUGGCCGCUCUCUCUAUAUAUCCUCCAUCUUGGGGAGUGCCAUUGACUACGAUAGAUCCGCUGCUUAAUGCACGCACAGAGACCGUGGCGUGGAUCAGGGAGAAGAUGAACUAA
Dacryopinax primogenitus is the source of this 981-nucleotide messenger RNA. RefSeq names its product terpenoid cyclases/Protein prenyltransferase. Gene Ontology annotation, biological process: protein geranylgeranylation. Bases 1 to 981 code for a protein of 326 amino acids. Gene Ontology annotation, molecular function: CAAX-protein geranylgeranyltransferase activity. Lineage: Eukaryota; Fungi; Basidiomycota; Dacrymycetes; Dacrymycetales; Dacrymycetaceae. The record is from RefSeq and is a predicted model, not a curated record. The transcript has 8 exons. Gene Ontology annotation, cellular component: CAAX-protein geranylgeranyltransferase complex.